GGUGCUGCAGUACAGCGCCCUUAACCACUGCGCCACCCGGGAGGCACUUCCCUCACUUUCUAUACAGUAGAUCCCUUCUCUAAUGACUUCUGUCCUCCCUCACUUUCUAUACAGUAGAUCCCUUCUCUAAUGACUUCUGUCCUACUUCACAUUCUAUACAGUAGAUCCCUUCUCUAAUGUCUUCUGUCCUCCCUCACUUUCUAUACAGUAGAUCCCUUCUCUAAUGUCUUCUGUCCUACUUCACAUUCUAUACAGUAUAUCCCUUCUCUAAUGUCUUCUGUCCUACUUCACAUUCUAUACAGUAGAUCCCUUCUCUAAUGUCUUCUGUCCUACUUCACAUUCUAUACAGUAGAUCCCUUCUCUAAUGACUUCUGUCCUCCUUCAUUUGGGAUGUACACACUGUCCUAAAAGAGCCUAUGCUUAAAGUGGUUGUCUGGUUGAAGAACUCUCUUUCUUUCUCUCUCUCUCUGUCUCUCUCUCUCAGUGAGAGUACAGAGAGAGAGAGGGGGGAAAGAGAGAGGGGGCGUGCUCUAACAGAAAGAGGGUGUGGGGAGGAGAGCUAAAUAGUUAUUUUCUAACUCCAUGUGGUUCACACUGAGAGGUGUCUCUCUAAGAGAGAGAGAAUAUUGUAUUUAUUUUCUCACCAUUUAUCAUACGGAAUAAAAACCUUGUUAAUCUGGGAUUAUCUUCAAUCUGAAUUCAGUAAAAACAGAUUUAAUCUCAGACUGAUUCUUCUUGUGGGACUAGUUCUAUUAGGAUCCUAUUUGUUGUCUGGUGUGGAUAUAAUACCAGUCUGUCUCUGAGAUGGGGUCCAGAACUCUUCUACUUGUUCUGGGUCUUAAUUUCACUCUUCUGGGGAACCUAGAGGCCAGAGUUUGCGGCCUGGGUUUCAUAGCCAAAGGUAGUCACCAAUGUCAUGAUAUAGAUGAGUGUAAAGAGUUGGACAGUACCCCACCCUGUGGAAGUAAUGCCACAUGUUACAACACACGGGGAAGCUUCUUCUGUCAGUGUCAACCUGGGUUCAGAUCCACAACGCCUGUCAACUCCACUGCUCUCACUGGGGAGUGUAAUGACGUGGAUGAGUGUAAGGAGCAGACUGCUGAUUGCCCCAACAACUCAUCCUGUGUGAACACCCCAGGGUCCUACACCUGCAACUGCCAGUCUGGGUACAAACUAACAGAGAGCAGGUGUGAGGACAUAGAUGAGUGUAAUGUAACUGCUGGUAUCUGUGAAGGGGGAGGGACCUGUCAGAACCAGGAAGGAAGCUACAUUUGCCUCUGUCUCCCUGGAUACAGUAAUCAUGGCAACAAACAGGCUAGGUGCUCAGACAUAGAUGAGUGUAAUGCAACUGCUGGUAUCUGUGGAGGGGGAGGGACCUGUCAGAACCAGCAAGGAAGCUACAGUUGCCUCUGUGUACCUGGAUACAGUAAUCAUGGCAACAAACAGGCUAGGUGCUCAGACAUAGAUGAGUGUAAUGUAACUGCUGGUGUUUGUGGAGAGGGAGGGACCUGUCAGAACCAGGAAGGAAGAUACAGUUGCCUCUGUCUCCCUGGAUACAGUAAUUAUGGCAACAAACAGGCUAGGUGCUCAGACGUGGAUGAGUGUAAGGAGCAGACUGCUGAUUGCCCCAACAACUCAUCCUGUGUGAACACCCCAGGGUCCUACACCUGCAACUGCCAGUCUGGGUACAAACUAACAGAGAGCAGGUGUGAGGACAUAGAUGAGUGUAAUGUAACUGCUGGUAUCUGUGAAGGGGGAGGGACCUGUCAGAACCAGGAAGGAAGCUACAUUUGCCUCUGUCUCCCUGGAUACAGUAAUCAUGGCAACAAACAGGCUAGGUGCUCAGACAUGGAUGAGUGUAAGGAGCAGACUGCUGAUUGCCCCAACAACUCAUCCUGUGUGAACACCCCAGGGUCCUACACCUGCAUCUGCCAGUCUGGGUACAAACUAACAGAGAGCAGGUGUGAGGACAUAGAUGAGUGUAAUGCAACUGCUGGUAUCUGUGGAGAGGGAGGGACCUGUCAGAACCAGGCAGGAAGCUACAGUUGCCUCUGUCUCCCUGGAUACAGUAAUCAUGGCAACAAACAGGCGAGGUGCUCAGUACUGACAUGUGACCAGUUUAAAGGGGAUGAGACUCCUGGACAGAAUGUCCCAGGUUUAGCUGGUCUCCUGUCUCUGAUGAGGAACAGCUGUCUGGCAUUAAGUAACUCUGGAGGGAGACUGACUGGAGAUGGGUUACUGGAGAAUGUCUUCACGCAGAUAGACAGUAUCCUGUCUCAAGGUAUCCUAAGCAACAGCCGUGAGGUGAGUAGGUUCCUCGGCGCUGUGGAGGACGCCAUGAAGCUCAUAGCGCCGCAGCUCAGAGACAACCACACCACCAUGGAAACAGACCACACAGAGGCUGAGAUUGCAGUGAGGAGGGGACAGACUCCGCCCAUUGGGCCAAUCAGCCUGGCCAAUGACAACGCUCGACUGGACACCAGCUGGGAGACAGCCACUGGCAACGGGACGUACCCAGGUUUGACUCUGGCUGGGUUGGUGUGUUACAAGACAGUGGAGAGAUAUGUCAACAACUCCUUCCAGUACCUCACUGAGACAGACACAGACACAGACACAGACACAGACACGGCGUCAAAGCCUAACUACCAGAUCAGUUCCAAGGUGGUAACAGCUUUUGUCAGUAACCCAGCAACAGACCAACUCACCAAGCCUGUCAUCCUCACCUUCAAACAUCUACAGGUGAGGGCAGAGUCAUCAGAAAUGAACUAUACCUGUGUGUUCUGGCGUGUCCAUGAAAAGGACGGGGCGUGGUCAAGUCGUGGCUGUACCAAAGUCACAUCUAACGCUACAUACACCGUGUGUUCCUGUUCCCACCUUAGCAGCUUUGCUGUUCUCAUGGCCCUCUACCCUGUAAAGGAUACAUUUGAGCUGCGUCUGUUGACGUGGCUGGGUCUGUCGGUGUCUGUGGUGUGUCUGUUGCUGUGCAUCCUGACAUUCUGGCUGUGUCGGUCCAUCCAGGGGACACGCACCACCAUCCACCUCCACCUCUGUGUCUGCCUCUUCAUCGCUGACCUCGUCUUCCUCAGCGGAAUCUCUCACACACAGAGCAAGGGAGGAUGUAGGGUUGUAGCAGGUCUCCUCCACCUGUUCUUCCUAGGAUCCUUCAGUUGGAUGUUGUUAGAGGGGGUUCAGCUCUACCUCAUGGUGGUCCUGGUCUUCAACACUACCAUAAGACCUCUGUACCUGUAUGCUGUGGGAUAUGGACUGCCACUGGCUAUAGUCAUCAUCUCUGCUAUCACCUACCCAGAUGGAUACGGUACCACACAACACUGUUGGUUGUCUCUGGAGAGAGGAUUCAUCUGGAGUUUCUUCGGCCCAGUGUGCACCAUCAUCUUCCUCAACGCUUUCAUCUUCAUCAUCACUGUCUGGAGGCUGGCCCAGAAGUUCUCUAGUCUCAACCCUGACCUCUCCAACCUACACAAGAUCAAGGUGUUCACAGUGACAGCAGUGGCCCAGCUGUGUGUGUUGGGUACUAUGUGGAUAUUUGGAGUGUUCCAGUUCCAAGAGGAUGGGACAGUGGUCAUGACAUAUCUCUUCACUAUCCUCAACUCUCUACAGGGAGCACUGCUGUUCAUCAUGCACUGCCUACUGAACAAAACGGUUAGAGAGGAGUAUUGCCAGCUGCUGUCCUGUAUCUGCACACCACAGAAGAAGAGAUACUCAGAUUUCAGCACUAACAACCCUUCCUCCAGCCAAUCCCAGGGGUCAAGGCGUACCCAGAACACAGGGGAGUUGCAGACAUGAUGACAUCACCAAUCCCCCAUAAUGCACGUCUUUACUCCCCCUCCCUUUUCAGGCCUGGUUCAGUAGAAAAUGUGCCCUACGAGCCCGGCUGCUUAGUAAAAAUGUGCCCUAUCUAGAACCUUAACAGGUUCUUCGACUGUCCCGGUAGGAGAACUCUUUCAAUAACCCUUUUUGGUUCCAGGUAGAAACCUUUUUUGGAUUCCAUCUAGUUGCCUCUCCAAAAAGUUCUACCUGAAACCAAAAAGGUGCCUCUAUGCGGACAGCAGAAAAACCCCUUAGGAACCCCCUUGUCUAAGUGUGUACUAGCACAGCUGGUCAGCAGAAAAACCCCUUAGGAACCCCCUUGUCUAAGUGUGUACUAGCCCAGCUGGUCAGCAGAAAAACCCCUUUAGGAACCCCCUUGUCUAAGUGUGUACUAGCACAGCUGGUCAGCAGAAAAACCCUUUAAGGGAACCCCCUUGUCUAAGUGUGUACUAGCACAGCUGGUCAGCAGAAAAACCCCUUAGGAACCCCCUUGUCUAAGUGUGUACUAGCACAGCUGGUCAGCAGAAAAACCCUUUAAGGGAACCCCCUUGUCUAAGUGUGUACUAGCACAGCUGGUCAGCAGAAAAACCCCUUAGGAACCCCCUUGUCUAAGUGUGUACUAGCCCAGCUGGUCAGCAGAAAAACCCCUUUAGGAACCCCCUUGUCUAAGUGUGUACUAGCCCAGCUGGUCAGCAGAAAAACCCUUUAAGGGAACCCCCUUGUCUAAGUGUGUACUAGCACAGCUGGUCAGCAGAAAAACCCUUUAAGGGAACCCCCUUGUCUAAGUGUGUACUAGCCCAGCUGGUCAGCAGAAAAACCCCUUAAGGGAACCCCCUUGUCUAAGUGUGUACUAGCCCAGCUGGUCAGCAGAAAAACCCUUUAAGGGAACCCCCUUGUCUAAGUGUGUACUAGCACAGCUGGUCAGCAGAAAAACCCUUUAAGGGAACCCCCUUGUCUAAGUGUGUACUAGCCCAGCUGGUCAGCAGAAAAACCCCUUUAGGAACCCCCUUGUCUAAGUGUGUACUAGCACAGCUGGUCAGCAGAAAAACCCCUUAAGGGAACCCCCUUGUCUAAGUGUGUACUAGCCCAGCUGGUCAGCAGAAAAUGUGUCUUAAAUGUGUCUUAGCCCCAGUGAUCAGUGCUCGGAAUCCUUAAAUUCCUCCUCUGAUUAGACACUUCAUAUCAAACUUGAUGUUAACCACUGUCUUAUCAAGCAUUAGGUUAUCCAAUCAGAAGUUAAAUGAUCUUCAUGCCAUCCAAUAGGAAUCCAUAUGAUCUUUGUCAUCCAAUAGGACUCCAUAUUCUCUUUAUGUCUUCCAAUAGGAUAAGGGGGAGUAGGAAGUGACAAUGAUGCAAUGAUGUCACAGUAGUUUCAUUUUCACCGACGUAACAUUUACAUUUCAGUCAUUAAGCAGAUGUUCAUAUGCAGAGCAUCUUACAGACAGAAAAGAAAGAAGGACCAUAUGGUGUUUAUGUCAUCCAAUCAGAAGAUAUAUGAUCUUCCCGUCAUCCAAUAGGAAUCCAUAUGAUCUUCAUGUCAUCCAAUAGGAAUCCAUAUGAUCUUAAUGUCAUCCAAUCAGAAGUUAUAUCCUCUUUAUGUCAUUUUUACAGCCACAAAAGAUCAGUACUAUUUUACUGAUCUUUUAUAAACGCUUACAAACAUAUAUUUUUUUUAUAGUUCAUAAAUUGUUUGUUAUAAUGCUUAUUCGUUAUAGUUAUUAUGAAGUGUUACCAGAGUAUGAGAGGAUGGCUGGUGGGUGCUCCAGAAGGGGAUGAGAGGAUGGCUGGUGGUCCAGAAGGGGAUGAGAGGAUGGCUGGUGGUCCAGAAGGGGAUGAGAGGAUGGCUGGUGGUCCGGAAGGGGAUGAGAGGAUGGCUGGUGGUCCGGAAGGGGAUGAGAGGAUGGCUGGUGGGUGGUGGGUGGUGGGUGGUCCAGAAGGGGACUAGUUGAAUCAUUUAGAAUUUUUCAAACACCUCAAAAAGCUUUUUCCUGCAAUCUAGAGCCAAAACCAUUACGUUUAAUUCUAUGUAAAAUAUAUAUAUAUAUGUAUUUCUGCAUGUCUAAGUGUAUCUCUUGAGAUGUCUGUACCCUCCUGACUGGUGGUUAUUCUUUUUAAGAAAAUAAAAUGCUUUUCUGCAUCUCUUUUUAAAAUCUGGCUAAAAUAUUCAAUGGAAUAUGAGUCUUAUUCAUUACAUUUAGUUAUUGCUGGCUUUUUUUGCCAGCAAGCAUGUCAGCUAAGAUAGUUACCAAACUGGAUAAGCCCCUGUGUCCCCUAUGGGCAUGAUGCCUCUGACCUCUGACCUCUAUGCAUAUAAUGAGAUAAGAGUCUUAUGAGAUAAGAGUCUUUGAGUAGAACAUGGCUUCAUCAAUCACACUGCUUUUGUCCAAAAACAACGUUUAUCGACAGGUUUUUUCAGAAAUCCCAGUUGAAAGAUUCCCGGAAUCAGGAGGAAAUAAGCAGGAAAUCCGGAAUUCUCCAAUCGGGAUUUUGGGGAAAACCUGGUCAUUUGUUUGAAAGGUUAAAGAUAAUGUGAUACCCUACGGGCAUUUUCCUGGACACAGGAAGGUUUGUUUACUUCUGACCAACUGAACCCGGGUCCAGCAACUGUGAACCCAACACCUUAGUUGUUACGCCAAGAGCUCCCAACCAAGUUCAACAUCAGAACACAAAAUAUAAGCUUGUGUUACUCCAUUGUUUGUAGACAAUGUCACAUGGUUAAAAAAACAUCAUUUUGAGCUCACGGGUGUUCUUGCAUCCACAGCUCAGUCUAUUGUUUGAAAGUGGUCACAUCCCUCAGC
Molecule: messenger RNA, 6626 nt
Organism: Oncorhynchus mykiss (rainbow trout)
Lineage: Eukaryota; Metazoa; Chordata; Actinopteri; Salmoniformes; Salmonidae
Source: RefSeq, a predicted model, not a curated record